UCCUAAUCUCCAUGAAAAUGACUACGUUAACUCGGUUCGAAUGUGAUAUAUGUAAAAAUCUUCAAUCACCUGGUACCAUGUAGAUAAAUAGCAAUGACGUCAUAUUGAGAUCAUUACUAGAAGUGACAUACAAUGUGAGCAAGUGAUGGUGGAAAUGAUCAAAAUGACUCUCCUGCACUACGUUGUGAUAUCUUGCUUUACGUGUACCACAUUCCAAUUUAUUGGUACGGUCAGCACGUUAAAAUUCCUCCAAAUCCACGUGCCCAAAGCGGUAUUAACCGGCCAAAACGCGGAGCUGAUGUGCACAUAUGAACUAGAAGGUGCACAACUAUACUCCAUACGGUGGUACCGUAAUAUGAUAGAGUUUUAUCGCUAUGUGCCUAAAGAAUCGCCUGCCACUAAAGUGUUCCCGGUUGCUGAGAUUAAGGUUGAUGUAGCAAGAUCGGAUCAGAAUCGAGUAGUAUUAAGGGAGGUGGAUAGAACCUUAACCGGCGAAUACCAAUGUGAAGUGUCUGCAGAUGCCCCACUUUUCCACACAGACAUCAAAGCAGCAGAGAUGGUGGUUGUUGAACCGCCAUUUAUCGGUCCCAAUAUAACGUCGGACCGAAUGACGUACGUCGGCGGUGAUCACAUACAAGCGAACUGUUCAUCACCACCAUCAUUACCAGCUGCCAACAUAACGUGGUACGUCAAUGAACAAAUGGUGCCGAGUUUCACAGCCAACCACGUGACGAACUUCAGUAAUGGUUACGCGUCGAGUUUGUCUACUUUGGAGCUUGAAACAGCUGUGCUUUCACCUCUGCCGAUGCUUAUGAUACGAUGCGAGGCUUCCAUUUUCGACGUGUGGAAAUCAGCGAGUCACGCUGUUGUCCUUCGGGAGAGGAACGCUAACCCAGUGUCGGCGUUAGGGCGUAGUUUCACAGGUGCCGCCACCGAAGCUUGCAAUCCAACGAUUCACAUGUUACUUUUACAUAUAUUAAUAAAAUUUGUAUUACAAAACUAUACUGAAAUAAGAUAGCUGAUUUAAUACGAUUAGAUAGUCACGUUUAUAAACUAAGAGUGUAGAAAAGUCAGGGUUUUAAAAUAUAUUGUAAGGGUUUAUUGAGGAAUUCGCUUCUUUUGUUUUCACUGUUGAAAUUAAAUAGAUUGUUAACGAUUAUGAAGGUACGUGUUAAUAUAUCUUUAUCGGUUUGUGAUAAUUUUUUUAACCAUUGAAUAACCCACUUAUAUAUAUAUUACUCUUUACGAUUUAAUCCUUUAUUGUGUGAAAGACGAUAGUGAAAUAUGGAAUUUAACGGUCGCAGUGUGAAAUUUGAAAUUUGGCCUUUUUUGGUCGUUUUUAAUUCCUCCAAUUACAGAAAACAUAACAAUGAAAUGUAGUUUUGUAACUAUGUAUCAAUGUACUGUAUUUGUAAAUUCAUUAUAACGCCAUUUAAAGAACCGUUUCCUCAUGAAACUGUAAUAUUUUAAAUUAGUAAUAUAUCGCUGCUGAAGCGAUAAGACUCUCUUCAUAUUAGUAGUUUUCUUCAUAUUGUGUGUGUGUGUUGUUCUAUUUUUCGUAUAGGUAUACAAUGAAGAGUUU
Messenger RNA from Zerene cesonia (dogface butterfly), 1582 nucleotides. RefSeq lists its product as uncharacterized. Lineage: Eukaryota; Metazoa; Arthropoda; Insecta; Lepidoptera; Pieridae. The coding region runs from base 146 to 1018 and encodes 290 amino acids. The record is from RefSeq and is a predicted model, not a curated record. The transcript is spliced from 7 exons.